AACCAGCUUACGAAAAAAUUGUAACAGGAUAUUCACUUUAUCAUCACAAACAACAAUUUUUAUGUGAUCAUGGUGGCGUUUUACCAGAAUUUUCUAUAGCAUAUGAAACCUGGGGUGAAUUGAACGAAAAUAAGGAUAACGCGAUUUUAAUCCAAACUGGUUUAUCUGGAAGUAGUCAUGCUAAAAGCCAUGAAAAAAAUGUUAAUCCAGGGUGGUGGGAGCGAUUCAUCGGUCCUGGUCUUUCUAUUGAUACGAACAAAUUUUAUGUUAUUUGUACUAAUGUGAUUGGAGGUUGUUAUGGAUCAACUGGUCCCUCCUCAAUUGAUCCAUCUGAUGACGAACGAUACGCGACUAGAUUUCCUAUUUUGACUAUAUUUGAUAUGGUGCGGGCGCAGUUUUUAUUAUUGGAUCAUUUAGGAAUAAAUAAGCUGCAUGCUUGUGUAGGAAGCAGUAUGGGUGGAAUGCAGUCAUUGGCAUCUGCAUGGUUAUAUCCUGAACGCAUUUCUCGCUUAAUUAGCAUAUCAGCAUGUGCAAGAUCACAUCCAUAUUCUAUUGCAAUUAGACACACACAACGGCAGGUAUUGAUGUCUGAUCCUAAUUGGAACAAAGGAUUUUAUUAUAAAUCUAUACCUCCACAUAUAGGAAUGAAGUUGGCCCGUGAAAUCGCCACGAUUAGCUACCGAUCAGGGCCUGAAUGGGAACAGCGGUUUGGCAGAAAACGCGAACGAGAGGAUCAAUCGCCUGCUCUUUGUCCUGACUUUUUAAUAGAAACUUAUCUUGAUUAUCAGGGUGAACGUUUUUGCCUGCAAUAUGAUCCGAAUUCGCUUCUUUAUAUAUCAAAGGCAAUGGACCUUUUUGACAUGUCCUCCUCAUCAUUGGAGAAACUCAUUAAACAGCGAGAGGUUAAUAUUGAGAGACUGCAAACUUAUGGAUUUAUUCCUGAAUCACAGACUGAUCCAUCAUGCUAUGCUAAUGCAUCACAACAAACACCUGCCUCAAAAUCUACAUCAUCGUCAUCUUCAAAAAAACAACAUAUUUCGUCUUUAUCAUUAACAAGUGGCGAAAAUAUUGACGACCUUGUUAAAGGACUCUCUAAAAUUCAAAUACCAACGUUAGUUUUAGGUGUCCAAUCUGAUAUAUUGUUUGCUUAUUGGCAACAAAGAGAAAUUGCUGAUUGUUUAAGAAAGGGCGGAAACAAAUAUGUCACUUAUUAUGAACUGGAUUCUAUGUAUGGGCAUGAUACAUUUUUGAUAGAUUUGACUAAUGUUGGUGGCGCGAUUAAAGGACAUUUGGAACUUGGUGGUUAA
Messenger RNA from Dentiscutata heterogama, 1307 nucleotides. NCBI's taxonomy places the organism in Eukaryota, Fungi, Glomeromycota, Glomeromycetes, Diversisporales, Gigasporaceae. The record is from the annotation of a GenBank genome assembly.